Molecule: messenger RNA, 660 nt
Organism: Dovyalis caffra
Lineage: Eukaryota; Viridiplantae; Streptophyta; Magnoliopsida; Malpighiales; Salicaceae
Source: the annotation of a GenBank genome assembly
AUGAUUCAGCGACUUAUUGGGAUAACAGUUCACUUCAAUGGAAGCAAACCAGGUCGACACCUAUGUAUAACUAUGGACAUUGCGGUGCAUAUAGCAUAUGCAAUGCCUACAAUGUCGAAAGUUUCGAGUGCACAUGCUUGCCAGUUGCCAGGUUAUGAGCCCAAGUCCUUGAAGGCUUGGGCUCUCAGAGACGGUUCUGGUGGGUGUGUGAGGAAAAGUCAUCAAACAUCGAUGUGCAGAAAUGGAGAAGGGUUUGUUAAGGUAGGAUCUGUGAAGGUUCCUGACACUUCAAUAGCAGCUUUGAUGAACACGAGCAUGAGUAGCACUGACUGUGAGCAACUAUGCUUGAGGAAUUGUUCAUGUAUGGCAUUCUCCAGCUUAGAUAUUGAGAGGGAAGGAGUUGGCUGCUUGACUUGGUAUGGUGAAUUAAUGGACACGACAGAGUAUACAGAGGGGCGUGAGAUGUAUGUGCGAGUGGAUGCAAUUGAGCUAGAAAGGUUAAUUGUUGCUUUGAUGGAAAAUGAGCUCGAAGAUGGUCGGAAGUCUGCAGGCUUGAAAUUUUUUGAUAGAGGCACCAUAUUUGCUGCGACUAGAAAUUUCAGCCCAGUUAACAAACUUGGGCAAGGUGGUUUCGGCUCAGUUUAUAAGGUAAUAUCCUAA